Messenger RNA from Acaromyces ingoldii, 504 nucleotides. RefSeq names its product DUF757-domain-containing protein. The record is from RefSeq and is a predicted model, not a curated record. The transcript is spliced from 3 exons. NCBI's taxonomy places the organism in Eukaryota, Fungi, Basidiomycota, Exobasidiomycetes, Exobasidiales, Cryptobasidiaceae. Gene Ontology annotation, cellular component: cytoplasm. Bases 1 to 504 code for a protein of 167 amino acids.
AUGUCCGCGCAAGGCUUCGACCCAAACCGCGCGCAGAAUCUGCCCGAGAUCGAGAAGCAGAUGGCCGUCAAGUGCGUCGAGCAGGCCCAGACGCUCUGGUCGCUCUACGAAAAGGUGCGACCCUCGACGCUUCGUCUCACCAAGCUUGAUGACGAGAUCUAUGCCGACCUCGAAGAGACGUUUCCUGAUCUGAGAGCGACGGAGCAAGACAAGACAGGUGGUGUGGCCAAGCUCGAUGAGGACCGAAUGAAGAGCGAAAAGGGCAAGAAGGAGUGGCGAGACUUCAUCGCAAAGUACGAGGGCAAGGUCUCCGACUUCAACUUUGGGACACUGAUUAGGACUGACGUGGCGGACGAAUACACACAAUUCAACACCACCUUCGUCACACGAAUGCAAUUUUACGCAUAUGAGAUCGCACGUAACCGCAGAGGACUCAACGACUGGGUCUACGAGAAAGCCCAGGAGGAGGCAAAGAAGGAGGUGCGUCUUGUUCGCUCACCCUGA